This is a messenger RNA of Saitoella complicata NRRL Y-17804, 881 nucleotides long. Its product is annotated as Erg28-like protein. The transcript is spliced from 2 exons. The record is from RefSeq and is a predicted model, not a curated record. Gene Ontology annotation, cellular component: membrane; endoplasmic reticulum. NCBI's taxonomy places the organism in Eukaryota, Fungi, Ascomycota, Saitoellomycetes, Saitoellales, Saitoellaceae. The coding region runs from base 54 to 479 and encodes 141 amino acids. Gene Ontology annotation, molecular function: protein-macromolecule adaptor activity.
UCGAAAACCAAAGCCCCGAACUCUUUCGCCCUUCGAGAAAUUCAGUUGCAAUCAUGUCUGCAAUCAUCGAUUCCCUUACUGCAUACCUCCCCACCACCCCCGGUCUUCUCCCAAAAUGGAUGCUCUUCGUCUCAACCAUGGCAAUCUUCAACACCAUCCAGAACUUCGUAACCACCAAACUCUCCAAGCAGAUCUACCUCCGCAAACCUGGUCAAGUAACUCCCCUCGCCUCCCGCACCUUCGGAACCUGGACCCUCACCUCCGCAAUCGUCCGUCUCUACGCCGCGUACCACCUCACCAACCCCCAGAUCUACCAGUUGACGUACUGGACCUACAUCAUUGCCUUUGCCCACUUUGGGCUUGAGUGGAUGGUCUACGGGACUGCUGGUUUUGGAAAGGGAUUGAUUGGGCCUUUGGUUGUGAGUACCUCGAGUAUGGUGUGGAUGACGAUGCAGAAGGAGUAUUACCUUGGACUGUAAACUUGUAUUUGGGGGGAUGUGAGAGGCGAGUGGGGUUAAUUGGAAUGUUGGGGAGGCGAUGGAUGGGAGUCGGGUUGAAUGGUUGACUGUGAAGGGUUGAGAUCGAUGUGUCUGCUCGGGAACACAGAGUGGGGAGUAUGCCAGACGAUGGUCCGCUGGAAGGGUGAUGUCCCUGAUUCUUAAGGCGCUGGCGCUUAUGAAUCGGGAUGCGGGAGGUAGUCCGAACGACUUGUGUUGAGGAUUUCGUGAGGGUUCAAUUGUUUUGGAGGACAUGGUAGAUCUAGACUGGGCGGUUUAGGAGGGGAGUUUUGCCGGCGUAGGUGAACGGAUGCAGUCUAUGUGUUUGGAGGUACCGAAAGUCUCUACUUCUACAUCCCGAAUGGUUGUAACCUGUCUCUCGAG